Molecule: messenger RNA, 464 nt
Organism: Cajanus cajan (pigeon pea)
Lineage: Eukaryota; Viridiplantae; Streptophyta; Magnoliopsida; Fabales; Fabaceae
Source: RefSeq, a predicted model, not a curated record
UGUUGAAACAUUUGCAUGAAAUUCUCUGUAGGUACACUGGACUACUCUUGCUCCAAAGCCCCUGCCCCUGUUCAAGAUAAGACACCGAAAUCCAAUGAGUCAAUUUUUGAUGCUUGCCAUUGGGUUGAUUGUGGAGGUGGCUCAUGCAACAAGACAUCCAUCUUCUCCUAUAAUUGUGAAUGUGAUGCUGGCUAUUACAAUCUCCUAAAUGUCACUGCCUUCCCUUGCUUCAUGGAAUGUUCUAUUGGCAUGGGUUGUUCUGAACUUGGAAUAUCAAUCAAAAACUCAUCUACUUCUGCACCACCAGCAUUGAAUGACAACAGUAAAAAUGAGGGUAGCUCAAUUUUACGAGGAAGUUCACUUUGGCUGGUCAUGCUAGUUAUGUUCAUGACAAUGCUCCAAUUGCAAUAGGAUAAUUGCAGGAUGAUUUUAGCAGUACUUCAUUAAUUCUAUGCUAUUAAUUU